Thlaspi arvense is the source of this 3454-nucleotide messenger RNA. The record is from the annotation of a GenBank genome assembly. NCBI's taxonomy places the organism in Eukaryota, Viridiplantae, Streptophyta, Magnoliopsida, Brassicales, Brassicaceae.
GCAAUUUCGAGAUUUGACAAAAAAAAAAAAAAAAAAAAAAUCCGUGGAAAACAAGGCAAAAUAAAGGUUCCGAAAUCGGUGUGCAGGCAGGCAGUGGUUUAGAGGAAUAUUGGGACCCUUCGUCCUUACCGAGAAUUUUAGUGUUUGGGCUUGAGCAGCACGUUCUCCUAUAAAGCUGAUCACUCACAAGAUGCGGAGAUUCUUGAUUAGCCAAGCUAAAACUCUCGCCGACCAAAUUCGUCGUCAACAUCACACAAGCCGACGCUUUCUCUCUCUUCUUCCAUCUCUGUCUCCUCCUGUUCCUUCUCCUCUUCUUUCUCUGUCUCGUUUCUUGUCUUCUGCUUCGAAUAUGUCUGCUUCUGAUUCCACUUCCUCUCUUCCCGUUACUCUUGACUCCAUCAACCCCAAGGUUCUGAAAUGUGAGUAUGCUGUUCGUGGAGAGAUUGUCAACAUCGCUCAGAAGUUGCAAGAAGACUUGAAAACCAAUAAGGAUGCGUAUCCUUUUGAUGAGAUAAUCUAUUGCAAUAUUGGGAAUCCUCAGUCUCUUGGUCAGCUGCCUAUAAAGUUCUUCCGAGAGGUUCUCGCGUUGUGCGAUCACACAAGCCUUUUGGACGAGUCUGAAACACAUGCUUUGUUCAGUACCGAUUCAAUUGACCGAGCAUGGAAGAUUUUGGACCAAAUUCCUGGAAGAGCUACUGGUGCUUACAGUCACAGCCAGGGUAUCAAGGGGUUACGUGAUACAAUUGCAGCUGGAAUCGAAGCUCGUGAUGGUUACCCUGCUGAUCCGAAUGAUAUUUUCUUGACCGAUGGUGCAAGUCCUGCGGUUCACAUGAUGAUGCAACUUCUUUUAAGCUCAGAGAAAGAUGGAAUUCUCUGCCCAAUUCCUCAGUAUCCAUUAUACUCUGCUUCAAUUGCCCUCCAUGGUGGAUCUCUGGUUCCGUACUAUCUUGAUGAAGCAACAGGCUGGGGACUGGAAAUCUCUGACCUUAAGAAGCAGCUAGAGGAAGCUAGGUCUAAAGGAAUCACUGUAAGAGCAUUGGUUGUCAUAAACCCCGGUAACCCAACUGGGCAGGUUCUUGCGGAAGAAAACCAGCGUGACAUUGUUAAAUUCUGCAAGCAAGAGGGUUUGGUUCUUUUAGCUGACGAGGUCUACCAAGAAAAUGUUUACGUCCCUGACAAAAAGUUCCAUUCUUUCAAGAAAGUAGCCCGAUCCUUGGAAUAUGGCGAGAAGGAUAUCGCCUUAGUCUCGUUCCAAUCAGUCUCCAAAGGUUACUAUGGAGAAUGUGGGAAGAGAGGAGGUUACAUGGAGGUUACCGGAUUCACUUCCGAUGUAAGAGAGCAGAUAUACAAAGUUGCUUCUGUGAAUCUUUGUUCAAACAUCUCUGGUCAAGUUCUUGCUAGCCUUGUCAUGAGCCCACCCAAGCCUGGCGAUGACUCAUAUGACUCAUACAUGGUAGAAAGAGAUGGAAUCCUCUCUUCCAUGGCAAAACGUGCAAAGACUCUUGAAGACGCUCUUAACAACUUAGAAGGCGUAACAUGUAACAGAGCCGAAGGAGCGAUGUAUCUGUUUCCACGUGUUAAUCUUCCUAGAAAGGCGAUUGAAGCUGCAGAGGCAGCAAAGACAGCACCAGAUGCGUUCUACUGCAAACGCCUUCUCAACGCCACUGGAAUAGUUGUUGUCCCUGGUUCUGGCUUCGGACAGGUUCCUGGAACAUGGCACUUCAGGUGCACAAUACUUCCGCAAGAAGACAAGAUUCCGGCGAUAGUGAAUCGUCUCACAGAUUUCCACAAGAGCUUCAUGGACGAGUUCCGCGACUAAAGGCACUUGAAGAAUGAGCGCCAUGACCUUUAUAGAGAGAUCUUUAAAGCGUGAUUAAUAAAGUUAUUUAACAAAAAAAAAGGGGUCAAGAGUCUCUGUUUGUUUAAUCAAAGCACUUGUGAUUUUGGCAAAACAGUUCUGCAGUUGAGUUGAAUAUAUAAACUAUAAAUUAAUUUUGAUAAAGUCUCCGAAAUUGAAAACGAACAUUGGGCUUAGUAAUGGGCCUUAAUGGAUAAUCUGACCUGAAGUGAGAGUAAAUUAUCAAUUCUCCCAAUUUGAGGAAUUUUCUCAAAAACUGAGAAAGAAAAACAAAAUCAAUGUGGCGAAGAUCAGCGUCGUUUAUCCUCGACGAGCGACGGAGCUCGAAUUCACCGGAAGCCAUGGCCGACACGACGCGAGGCCCAUUUCAAAACACUGACGCCAUCUCCGCUUACUACCAGACCCGCGCGGCGCACCACGUCGUCAUUACAAGCGACUGGCUAGCCCAGGCUCAAGCCGCCGUGGGAGACGUCUCCGGCGAGGAGCAGCCUGCGUCGGCGGUCGCUGAGCUCGGGAAGGAGAAGGCGUUUAGUGUAAUUGAGGAGUUCAACAGCUGGCGAAAACAGCCGGAUCUGGCGGAGGCCGUCGCGGCUAUCAGAGCUCUGGCUGCGGUUAUUCGUGCGAGCGAGGCCACCACCAUGAUGGAGCUUGAGAUUGAGCUCAAAAAGGCUUCCGAUACACUGAAGUCAUGGGACAAAACAUCAAUCUCCUUGACUGCUGGGUGCGAUCUGUUCAUCAGAUACGUCACGAGGACGUCUGCUUUAGAAUACGAGGAUUUCAAUUCAGCGAAGUCUCGUCUCCUUGAACGUGCUGAGAAAUUUGGGGAGAUAUCUUGCAAGGCUCGUAAGAUUAUUGCAAUGCUUAGUCAAGAUUUUAUAUUCGAUGGUUGUACGAUAUUGGUUCAUGGACUCUCUAGAGUUGUUCUGGAGAUACUAAAGACAGCUGCACAAAACAACAAGCUCUUUCGAGUUCUAUGCACAGAGGGAAGACCCGAUGGAACAGGAGUUUUGUUAUCGAAUGAGCUAUCGAAGCUCGAUAUCCCGGUGAAACUGCUUCUGGAUUCAGCUGUGGCGUAUAGCAUGGACGAGGUUGAUAUGGUGUUUUUCGGGGCAGAUGGAGUUGUAGAGAGUGGCGGUAUUAUCAACAUGAUGGGAACAUACCAGAUCGCACUCGUCGCACACAGCAUGAACAAACCUGUCUAUGUCGCCGCCGAAAGUUACAAGUUCGCUAGGCUUUACCCAUUAGACCAAAAGGACAUGGCACCGGCGCUGAGACCGAUCGAGUUUGGUAUAAAGAUUCAUGCAAAGGUGGAAGUAGAAAGGUCGGCUAGAGAUUAUACUCCGCCUCUGUACCUAACGCUCCUCUUCACUGAUCUUGGUGUUCUCUCUCCCUCCGUAGUUAGCGAUGAGCUUAUUCAACUCUAUCUCUAACUCUUUUAACUCCCUAAAUUUAAUUUUGCUUUGCUUACGAAAUUUAAAUUUGGAAAUUAUAAAUUUUUGUUCCUUCAAGAAUCGUCAAAGUUCAUGUGUUGAUUUCGUUGUUGCCUCACGUUUAAUUAUAUAUUUAGUUUUGAACGGUCAGCAUUUGAUAGAACGC